This is a messenger RNA of Aspergillus mulundensis, 1599 nucleotides long. Its product is annotated as phosphotransferase family protein. Gene Ontology annotation, cellular component: mitochondrion. The transcript is spliced from 6 exons. The record is from RefSeq and is a predicted model, not a curated record. Bases 1 to 1599 code for a protein of 532 amino acids. Lineage: Eukaryota; Fungi; Ascomycota; Eurotiomycetes; Eurotiales; Aspergillaceae.
AUGUCCAGAGCCAUCUCUUUGACUAGCCGUGGAGAGCCUAUCCAGCGUGAGCAGCUGUUCGAAUACACCAACGGCCGAUUUCUGGUCAAUGAGAAGCACGAGGUCUCAAAACGCUAUGUCAAGUUUGACCUCGAGGCUCUCUGUACGGUAGUUUCGUCGUUGCCCUCCGUGGGUUCGCCGAUAUCCACUAUCGAUAAACUGGAGGGCGGCUUCAGCAAAGCAUUGCUGAUGACAGCUGAAAAUGGAAAAGAAGUUAUUACGAAGAUACCGUGUCCUAGUAUUGUGCCCGCUGAGUACAGUACUGCAUCCGAAGCAGCCUCCUUGGAAUACGGUAAGGUCUUAAGGUCUCAGACCUCUGUUCCAGUUUCCAAAGUCCUUGCCUGGAGCUCUGACUCUUCGAAUCCUGUUGGGGCAGAGUACACUGUGAUGGAGAAAAUCAACGGGAGGCAAUUGGUUGAUGUGUGGGGUGAGAUGGGCCAGCUGCAGCAGUUCAAGCUGAUUCAAAACCUGGUUCAGCUGGAAAGCCAGUUGGCUUCGCUGGAGUUUCCUGGUUAUGGAAAUCUGUAUUUCCGACACUUCGCUAAGCACGGAAGUCAACAGAUCCCUAUAGAUGACGAUUAUUGCAUUGGCCCCGCCUAUCAUGCCUCGUGGUUUCCACAGUCUGGCACCCACAAUCAUGCUGGCCCAUGGGCAAAUCUCUCAGACCUCUGUCUUGCGUUGGCUAAUCGAGGCCUUGCGCAUGUGCAGCAUUCGACGCUCGUUCCCCGAGGACCCCAUUUCGGCACUAGACUCGAACACAUUCACAUUUUGGAAACCGCUAUGGAAGUCAUACCGAAGCUAGUUGGUUAUGUUCAACGUUUCUCCAGACCAACGCUGUGGCAUGGGGACCUCCAUCUAGGUAACAUAUUUGUCUGCAACAAGGACCCUACGAGAAUCGUCGGCAUAAUAGACUGGCAGUUUGUGUCAAUAAUGCCUGCAUUCAUGCAAGUUCAGUGGCCGUCCUUCAUCAGGCCUCCUGAAAACUACGAAACUGGGAUUGUCAAGCCAGGCCUACCGCCAAACUUUGACGAGAUGGACGCGGACGAGAAAGGGUUUGCGGUGACAGAGAGAGAUCGAGCUUUACUAUCGAAAUGCUACGAGGCGGCUCUUGCUAAGAACCACCUGCAAUCUUACUUGGCUCUGACUCGAGUCAACACUCUCGCACGGGACUUACUCUCCUUGGCCGAAAACACAUGGAAGCACGGCAUAAUCCCGCUCCGUGAGUCUCUGGUCCAGAUAUCCGAAAACUGGCGCCGAAUAGGUCUUGCUGGACCUUGUCCGUAUCAACUCACAGAUGACGAUUUAUCAAGACACAGGGUUGAGCUUUCUCGGUACAGGGAUUGGCACAAACUAAAAGAGUAUACACAGGAGUUGUUACAUUCAGAUGAUGACGGCUGGGUACCGCCCCAUCUUGACUUUGACAAAGUGCAAGCACGACACGCCGAACUAUUUAAACUUUAUAUGCGGAAAGAGUCCGAAGAGUGGAAUGCGUGGAACUGGGCGGCCGCAUUAUUGACUUGGCUGCUGGUAGAAGGGCAUGUGAACGAAGCUCGAACAUAA